Molecule: messenger RNA, 436 nt
Organism: Paramecium pentaurelia
Lineage: Eukaryota; Ciliophora; Oligohymenophorea; Peniculida; Parameciidae
Source: the annotation of a GenBank genome assembly
UAUGAAUAAAUAUUUAUUGCUUUCCUUGAUUAUUUCAAUUUCCUUAGCUUCACUUGAUGAUUAAGAUCUCGUAUAGAAAUAUUCUAUUAAAAUCCAUUAAAGAGGUAGUAAUGCCAAUUAUCCAGAAAAAGGUGACUAAGUGAAAGUACAUUAUACAGUAAUAUAUUACAUAUAAAUUAGGGUAAAUUACUUGAUGGUACUAAAUUUGAUAGUAGUAAGGAUAGAAAUUAACCAUUUGAAUUCAGAGUGGGAAUUGGAUAAGUAAUUAAAUGUUGGGAUGAAGUUGUUUUAAAUUUAACACUUGGCGAUAAAGUUACAGUUAUUUGUCCAUCUGAUACAGCAUAUGGAAAUAGAGGUGCAGGAAGAGUCAUUCCACCAAAUUCAGAUUUAUAAUUUGAUAUUGAAAUGCUUGGAUUUAGAGAUUAAGAAUUAUGAU